Messenger RNA from Lethenteron reissneri (Far Eastern brook lamprey), 5908 nucleotides. RefSeq names its product mitogen-activated protein kinase 14-like. The record is from RefSeq and is a predicted model, not a curated record. Gene Ontology annotation, molecular function: ATP binding; MAP kinase activity. Gene Ontology annotation, biological process: protein phosphorylation. NCBI's taxonomy places the organism in Eukaryota, Metazoa, Chordata, Hyperoartia, Petromyzontiformes, Petromyzontidae.
AGCGGUGGGUGGUGGGUUGGGGUCGGUGCGCUGUGGCUGAGCUGCAGGAGGACGGAGCUCACGCAGCCUAUCGAUUGAUCGAUAAAUAUAAAAAAAAGAAGCAGUUGCCGCGUACCGUAAAUAAAGAAGGCGGGAAAUUAGCCAGGGCUAAUUUGUUGUUUGCCAAGUGCGGUGGUUUAAGUUUUUAUUGCUGCGGGUUUCGGGUUUCGAGUGGCCGUGUGGGAGGGUUACGGUUCUAACCCGGCCACGCCGCAGCACCACCACCACCACCGCCUUGUGGCGAACAUUAAUUAGCAACGCGUUGUCGUCUGCUGCUGUGUGUUGGGGGUAGGGGGUUGCCAUCCUUAUUAGUUUUUUUUUCAUUUUCCCAUCUUUAAAAAAAAAAAAAUCAAGAAGUCCGUCCUCGCACCCACGACAAUGUCUUCGGACGUGAAGGAAGGCUUCUGUCGGCAGGAGUUGAACAAGACCGUGUGGGAGGUGCCGCGCAGAUACGUGAACCUCAUUUCGGUGGGCUCCGGAGCUUACGGAUCGGUGUGCUCAUCGCUCGACACCAAGACGAGCAUGAAGGUGGCUGUGAAGAAGCUCUCGCGGCCUUUCCAGUCGGUCAUCCACGCCAAGCGGACGUACCGCGAGCUGCGACUGCUCAAGCACAUGAAGCAUGAGAACGUCAUUGGUCUAAUGGAUGUGUUCACCCCAAACUCGUCGCUGGAGGAGUUUGACGACCUGUAUCUUGUGACAGAUCUGAUGGGCGCUGACCUCAACAACAUCGUGAAAUGUCAGAAACUUACAGAUGACCACGUGCAGUUUCUGGUUUAUCAGAUCCUUCGGGGGCUCAAGUACAUUCACUCAGCUGGGAUCAUUCACAGGGACCUGAAACCCAGCAAUUUGGCAGUGAAUGAAGACUGUGAGCUAAAAAUCCUUGACUUUGGGCUGGCGCGGCACGCGGACGAUGAAAUGACGGGCUACGUCGCCACCCGCUGGUACCGUGCGCCCGAGAUCAUGCUCAACUGGAUGCACUACAACCAGACAGUCGACAUUUGGUCUGUGGGCUGCAUCAUGGCUGAAUUAUUGACGGGAAGGACGCUCUUCCCUGGCACAGAUCACAUUAACCAGCUGGUAAAAAUCCUGCAGCUCACGGGCACCCCACCCCAGUAUCUGAUUGACCGCAUGCAGAGCAAAGAGGCCAGAAACUACAUCCAGUCUUUGCCUUACACGCAAAAAAGGGACUUCAAGGAUGUGUUCCUGGGAGCCAACCCACUCGUGGUGGACCUGCUGGAGCGCAUGCUGGUGCUGGACACGGACCAGCGCAUCACGGCGGCGGAGGCCCUCGUGCACCAGUACUUUGCUCAGUACCACGACCCCGACGACGAGCCCGAGGCCGAGCCAUACGACCAGUCCUUCGAGAACCAGGAGUUUCCCGUAGAGGAGUGGCGGAGACUUACCUACGAGGAGGUCAUCAGCUUCGUGCCACCAGACCUUGAAGACCUCGACAUGAUGGAUGCGUGACGGCAAAUCCGCAAACAUGCACACACAGGCUCACGCACACUCUCACGCGCGCUCGUAAGCAUGCACAGCAUUCUAUCAAAACGGUCCUUCAUCCCGAUGCAGCAGUUGGGUGGCAUCAUAACGACGGUGUCUCUUUAAGAAUAGGCUCCCUCAAAGCCCGGAUGCACAUACGCAGCGAAAAGGGUUACAGGGUAUGGUGGUGUGUGGUAGUUUUAAGCAUGCUCUGACAGUUAAAACUUAACCAUGGAGCAGACUUCCGUUUGCGAAAGUAAAGAGACCACGUGGUACGCUAAUGUCUCAUGUCCGAGAUUUAAAGGGACAUGUCCUGUGCAGUCCAUUUGUCGGCCAGAGCAGUGGUAAUUCGUGUUGCCUUCACCCUUUGCUGCUGGCAAUUGCAUUCAGAAUAAAGGACAUUUUUUUGAACGGGCAAGUUUCAGUAUCCUUAAUAGAAGCGCCCAGUUCGGCUUUACGGGGGUGCAUUAAAAACUAAGAGUUUGCCCUUAAUUUACAGCCGUGAUGGAGUGUUGCCUCACCGGCAGGGAUUGACUCGCUGCGGUAACCACCUUGGCCAAACCCCGCCACCCGCUUGCUACAAGACAUGCACAGAGAGUACUGAAUAAAGUGCAUCAUCCAUAUGUUUGCCAUUGAGCGCGGCGCUACCUGUACCAAAAUGGGCAUGCACUUUCACGCGACAAGCCGUGGCUGCAGCAGAAAGUAUGCUCAAACUCAAGUACCCACACACACGCACAGUGUUCUCACUGGUAUUACUCGUGUCAACGUUACAGACAAUCACAAAACCGUGUCCGCAGGCUGCAACUAACCUUGAGUCAUCCUGAAUUUCACAUAUAUGUAAAAACCGAGAUGUUGUAAGAACAUGCCACUGAACAUGUGUACACUGGCUUACAUGUUUCGCAAUAUAUGAAUGGUAUCCUCGAACACCAGUGCAUAUUUUUAUGACAUUAGUAUUUGGAGAUGGGCUUUAAAAGUAAGCCUAGCAAUAGGAUUGUGUGACUUCUGUCUUUUUGAAAGUUUUGACAAUUGCUCAUGUGUGUGAAACUUCAGGUAAUUGCGAAAAAUGUUAAAACGAAAACACAACUUUAACUGGUCGAAUUUCCAGUCGACUGGUAAAAGCGGUUUGGGUUUGUUCAAGCUCUGCGUGUUCCUUGACACCAGGGUAUAUUUGUUGAACUCCUUUUGCACCGUACUUAGCCAAUCGUGCUAAUCGGAGGUGCGGUUGUACAAACACCAUUCCUCAAUUGUAUCUAACAUUCAAGAUGUCUUGUAGUUCUCCUGUUAAUGACUCCCCACCCCCCUUUUUCCUCCUUGGCCACCUGAUCCUCGGAGAAAACAAAGGCAACAAAGUCGCAAUAAGGAAUGCAGAUCACAAUGCGGCUGGCUUGCAGGUUGCCAGACAAGAACGUGUUCAAUUUGCUGGAAAUGGGGUGUCAGAAUUCUACUGCACCCUCAAUUUACAAAACACUCUUGUGUCCUUUUGUCGUGGGAGUAAUGAGCAUGCUUGUUCCAUGCCUUUUGACGAGCUUACAGGGACGGCUGUCAAAAACACCCACCUAUAAUCCCAGGAUGCUUUGCUUUAUAUACCACAUCACAAGUGCCUCUCUUUCCUGUAGACGGUGUCACGGCCAGUGUGUUGCCACUUUGAUGAGCCAUGUUUCGUCCUAUUUUAUCACAAGGCAGUGUUGCUUCAGUUUACAUAAUAUUGCUAGUUUCCAGUCCAAUGCGCCACAGCAAUAUGCCAUCACUCAGCGUUUGUCACCCGUCUUAGGCUUUUUUGUGUAUUUAUUUGACUUCCAAGCAGUGGGUAACACUGCUAUGUCUUACCAAUAGGCCAUAUAUCACAGCAUGUAUUGGGCCAUCUCCAGUUUGCUGCAGCCUGCUAUCUAUUCACUCCUGGCCUUCCAUUCAAUGGAAAGGCAGGCAACAAGUAAAAGCUGUCGCAUGCAGAAUUAUUUAUGUUUAAAAAUGGUCUCCACCCUUAAAGUGUAUAACACUUUGCUACUUUGGGGUAGACGUUAAUGCAUACUCGUGCAAAUGGGUUUAUUGUUUUAUCAGUAGUAGUUCAUGGAUAUGUGUGGGUUUUCGAUUUUUGCAUGUUAAGUUAAUUCCUUUUCGUGCAGCAUGUUACAAUCAAGUUGUGUGUGUACUUCAUAGCUUGCAGUGAAGGAGCCUCGUCUCGCCGCUCGCAUCAUCACUGCAGCGGCCUUCAUUUGUGUUGCGCCCGAGCAAGAAAGUGUGCGCUCUGUGAUACAACGGGCAGCAAUUACAUUUCUGAAAAUGUACUGAUCAUUUAUUAUUCGGGCUAUAUAAGCGCGUGUGUGUGUGUAGUUGCAGAAGCUGUGCAAGUGUACAUAUACACAAAUAUGAAAAAGAAACCACAUAAUUGUCAGGAUAAAAUUCUUAAUACAAAUGAUGAAUGUAUGGCCUUUUAUUCUGACCGCUCUCUGUUGGUUUUAUUUUUUCCGCUUUUGCGUCAAAGACCUGUCAAGUGUAAUACUAGAUGCAUACACUGCACUGUAUACACACCGGGUCUGAGCUAUGUUGACAGAUUCCUUUCAGUGGUUUUAUUGGGGGGGGGGGGGGGGGUUUACAUCGCCAAUGUCCCCUUCAACUAACAAUAGGAGAAAAUACCAUGGCAGUGUUUGGGCCGUUUAAUCAAUACGUUAAUCAGACUCGUAACGUUGUGCAGUUUACAAUAUCGCGUGUGUCACAGGUUUCGGAAAGUCCACAAACAGUAUUAAUUUGUUUUUCAAAUGAAACGCACUGCAUUUGUGUGGAAUUGUGAACAUCAAGAACAUGAAAAGUCAAAACUUGUAUGUGUUGAAAGUCUGUUGCCCCUGUUAGAACGAAGUUGUCACGUCUCGUGCGCUCAGAUGUCUUGCGUAUGUAUAAACUGCGCCAAGCAUCAGUCUCGCUAUACAGUAUGCAAAAUGCGUUUGUAUAUGUAUAUACACGUACGUUUAGCGUUGAUUUUUAGUGAUCUAUUUCACUUCUUUGGUUUCGGUUUAAAUGCGUCAUUUAUUUGCUCCGAAUCGUUGGCCGUUCGCCACUUGUAUCCGCCACUGCUUACACGAGUAUCGCUACGAGCAGACUUGUUUUUGGGGGUACGUGUCACUGAGACCCCAAAACCCGAAAGAAGAAGUAAGCAAAGCUCGCAUCCUCUCUGAUCUCCAGGGAAAGGGGAACCCCCCCCCCCCCCCAUCAACUGAAACAAUGACUUCGGAGUACAGCGUUUGCAUUUUGUUCUGCUUGCCCAUUGGUUUGGUCCGAAGGCGGUGCCCUUUAGUGCUGCCUCCAGUGAGCCACUUUCGACCAUAUUUUGUUGAGUUGAACACGUGGCAGGCUUUCGCGACCAAUAUCCAUAAUAGAGGUUUUUUUGGGUUAGAUCGUGUAAAAAUAUAAAUGUGUCGUUAAAUCCGCCACCACCCGACGCAGGCAACUAUUAAGGGUUGUCAUGUAAACAAAACGUGGCCAAUUCGUCACGAGUACAGCACACCGGUGUGUUGGAGAGCAAAGCCACACCAUUUACAAUCUGAGUACGACGUUUCGCCAGGAAUUACAACCAGCUUCAUCGAGAUAGUGGUAAUUCCUAGCUUCAUCGAGCUAGUUUUAACUACUGACGAAACGUAAUCAGAUUGUAAAUGUUGUGGCUUUGCUCUCCAACAGUAACAAAUUGGCAUGUUCUGUUUACGGGACAACCCUUACUAGUUGGCUGUGUCGGGUGGUGGCGGGUUUAACGACACAUUUAUAUAUUUACACGAUAUAAUCCCUAAAAAAACUAUUUUGUGGAGUUCUUGCCCAUUCAAAACGUGCACAUGUAUUUUCCACUAUUGCAAGCUAUUGCCUCUACGCGUUACCUACCACAAGGCAUAUUCACUCUCCCCGUUGAAUCCAUUUAACAAAUGAGCUCUUCGUCAGCGUACACGUCGCACAGCCUAUGCGAAGUACAUGUACUCGUAUAGUUUGUUCUAGUGUGUUUGUUCAGGCGUUAGCGCCACCAGCAACAACACGCGCACAUCUAAUUGCAUGCGUUUUGCUUAUGUUCAUUGAAAAUCCCCUCCGUUCAUUGCUUGCCAAUACCGAGUCUUGCACUGCGUUAUUGAGUGUCUGCCAGUAUACGACGAGAGAAAGGACUGUAUUUAUAUGCAAUAAUAUUGCCGUCUCCUGCCUUCCGUUUAUAUAUAAUCUGUGUGAAUUUUAUUUAAAGAUUUGUUCUCCUCCCAUGUCAUAUCCACGCUUCUAUAUUGUUUAGUUGAUCAGCCAUUACGUUAAAAAAAAGUUUCACUCUGUGAUGUAUAUUUUUUAUUUCAUAGCAGAGGUUAAUCUUUGCGUGUGAUUAACGAAUAAAGUGGCUGGUGCUUUUAUGUUGCGCAGUCUUAGUGUUGUA